Messenger RNA from Scylla paramamosain (green mud crab), 3289 nucleotides. Its product is annotated as WW domain-binding protein 11-like. The transcript has 5 exons. The coding region runs from base 170 to 2062 and encodes 630 amino acids. NCBI's taxonomy places the organism in Eukaryota, Metazoa, Arthropoda, Malacostraca, Decapoda, Portunidae. The record is from RefSeq and is a predicted model, not a curated record. Gene Ontology annotation, cellular component: spliceosomal complex. Gene Ontology annotation, biological process: RNA processing.
AACCACCACUACCACCACCAUCAACGUAAACAAGAGCGAGAGGGACGCCGAAUAAUAUCACAUUUUUUCUUAUUUUUUUUUCAUAUUUCCUCGUCCCCUUUGAGGAUCCCCGGCGUGUGAGGCGCGGGGAAUAUUCUGAAGAGCCAGUAGCACCAGCAGGAGCAGCAAGAUGGGGCGGCGCAGCAUAAAUACGACGAAAAGUGGGAAAUACAUGAAUCCCACGGACCAGGCCAGAAAGGAGGCAAGGAAGAGGGAGCUGAAGAAAAACAAGAAGCAGAGACAGAUGGUUCGUGCUGCUGUUCUGAAGGGAAAGGAUCCCUCACAGAUUAUUAUGGAGAUGGAGAAAAUUGAUAAUAUGGAGUACAAUGUGGACGUGCCGCCAGCGUUGAGCGAGAAGGUGUUGAAGGACAAGAGGAAGAAGCUGCGGGAGACUCUGGACCGGGUGUUGAAGCUGUACGAGAGGGAGAACCCCGAGUACUGGGUGGAAAUAAGAAGAAUGGAAGGAGAUUACGAGAAGAAGAGACUUGCCCUCAUUGAAUACUUUGACAGCGUCCGCCACGCACAGGCCGUCACCGUCGACGAGAUCCCCCUGCCCAACCUGGACAUGCCCCCUGUCCCCCCCGACGCUGAGGGCACCCCCACCCCGGCCCCAGACCCCGCCCCGGCCCCCACGCCCGCCCCGGUGCCCAACGCCCACCUGGUGCCGUCGCACAGCAUCCUGAAGAAGAUGUCCGCCUAUGCUGCCGAGCCGCGCCGGCCGCCCGGCUGCCCCCCCACCCUGCCGCCCGAGCUUAGCGACGGGGAGGAGGAGGAGGCCAUGGAGGCGGAUGGCCCGGGUGAGGUGGAGGCGCGGGAGGAAGAGGGGGAGGGGGAGGCGCCCCGCAGCCGCACCAUCCGCUUCGAGGACGGGGACGACGGCCUGGGCGGGGGAGAAGAGAAGGACACGCGGGCCACGGUGGCCUCCAGCAAGGGCCUCACCAGCCUGCAGACCAAGCUGCUGCAGAUGUCCGGCCAGGACAUUGACGACUUCAUGCGGGAGACAGAGGUGCUGUUCAGGGAGAAGGCUGCGGAGCGGCGCGCUGACCUGCGGGCCAGGCUGGACAAGCUGGACGACGACCCCCCCACCGCUCCCCGCCCCCCGGGACCCCCACACCAGCCUCCCCUCCUGUCCAUGCCUCCCCCCUCCCAGCCACGCGGCCCCCCACUGGGCAUGCCCCCCGUGUCCGCCCCCUCCCAGCAGCCCCCCUCCUCUGCCCCCUACCUGCCCACAGGCCCCCCGCCGGCCUCCACGGUGGUGGCUCCAGGGGGCGCCCCCCCAAACGUGGGCCAGGUGGGCCUGGGAGGGGUGCCCCCCGGUCAGGUAGUGGCCGGCCCCCCAUCCAGCAUGCCCCUGGUGCCCCCUGGGGUGGCCCAGGUGCCCCAGCCUGGCCAGGCUGUGCCCGUCAACCCGCCCCCCACGGGGCCCCUCGGCCAGCCCUCCGUGGUGCCCCAGGUGGCCCCCCCAUCGGUGCCCCAGGUGGCCCCACCCCCCACCGGCCCUCCCAAUGCUCCACCACUCAUGUUCCGCCCCCCACCCCCCAUGCGCACCAACCUGCCCCCCCCACCCGGUGUGCGGCCCCCACCCAACCCCCUCCCCCAGGGCAUGCCCCCAAGGCUGCCAAACAUGCGCAUGCCUCCACCCAUGCCCCCCCGGCCCCCUAUCCGGCCCCCAGGCAUCCCCCCAGGCCUGCCUCCCCCCGGCCUACCCCCCCGCGGCCUGCCCCCCCUGCACAACCCCAACGUGCUGUCAGCCGGCCCGCAGCUCAUCGCCCGGCCCAGGGACGACGACAAGAAGCACUCGGCCACCAUCGAAGCCAAGCCGCAGAUCAGGAACCUAAGUGCAGACGUGACCCGUUUCCUGCCCACAGCGCUGCGUGUCAAGAGGGAGGACAAGAAAAAGAUUGGGAAAACACAGACGGAUGUCAAGGAGCUGCCAGGAGGAAAGGCUGAGGAGACAGACAGGAAACCAACAAAAGAUGAUGCUUAUUCACAGUUUAUGAGAGAAAUGGAAGGAUUAUUGUAGGGGGGCCUGGUGCACUGACCCCCCUCCUCCUCCACCUCCUCCCAUCUCUCUCUCUUUCUCUGUAUGUGUGUAUGUGUGUGUGUGUGUGUGUGAGGGGGGGUAAUGAAAAGGAAAGGGGUUUGUUUUGGUUUGUUUAGUUUAGAGAGAGAGAGAGAGAGAGAGAGAGAGAGAGAGAGAGAGAGAGAGAGAGAGAGAGAGAGAGAGAGAUUCCUAUGUUAUCUCUUAUGUGUGUGUGUGUGUGUGUGUGUGUGUGUGUGAGAGAGAGAGAGAGAGAGAGAGAGAGAAUUCUUACAUCAUUUUUUUGUAUUUUCAUUUAUGAUCAACUAACUGCCUUGAAAACUCCAACAACUUCCACUGCAGCCUAUUAAACUAUUAGAAUCAUGAAAAACAUCCUUGAAAACCCCAACAACUUCCAUUGCAGCCUGUUAAACUAUUAGAACUAUGAAAAACACCCUUGAAAGCCCCAGUAACUUCCACUGCAGCCUGUUAAACUAUUAGAAUCAUGAAAAAUAUCCUUGAAAACCCCAACAACUUCCACUGCAGCCUAUUAAACUAUUAGAAUCAUGAAAAACAUCCUUGAAAACCCCAACAACUUCCAUUGCAGCCUGUUAAACUAUUAGAACUUUGAAAAACACCCUUGAAAACCCCAGUAACUUCCACUGCAGCCUGUUAAACUAUUAGAAUCAUGAAAAAUAUCCUUGAAAACCCCAACAACUUCCACUGCAGCCUGUUAAACUAUUAGAACUAUGAAAAACACCCUUGAAAGCCCCAGUAACUUCCACUGCAGCCUGUUAAACUAUUAAAACCAUAAAAAAAACACCCUUGAAAACCCCAACAACUUCCACUGCAGCCUGUUAAACUAUUAAAACCAUAAAAAAACACCCUUGAAAACCCCAACAACUUCCACUGCAGCCUGUUAAACUAUUAGAACCAUGAAAAACACCCUUGAAAACCCCAACAACUUCCACUGCAGCCUGUUAAACUAUUAGAACCAUGAAAAACUGGGGAAAUAAUGAAUAAUGAUACAAAUUUAUAUAUAUAUUGAAUUUAUUAUAUAUACAAAAUUUGAAUAGACAAACAGAGUAAUUUCAGAGAGAGAGAGAGAGAGAGAGAGAGGCUGCUAAUAUCCCAUCACUUACUUCAGCUGUGUGUGUGUGUGUGUGUGUGUGAUUACAACACUUCAUCAGAUUCAGAUUUGUAGAACUAAAUAUAUGAAAUGAAAAUAAA